This is a messenger RNA of Acanthoscelides obtectus, 585 nucleotides long. The record is from the annotation of a GenBank genome assembly. NCBI's taxonomy places the organism in Eukaryota, Metazoa, Arthropoda, Insecta, Coleoptera, Chrysomelidae.
AUGCUCCAUGGAACUCCAGCUGGCUCUAAGGGUGGAGCUUCGCCUUCUGGAUGGAUGAACAGUCAGUUGUUUCUUCCUGUGUUGCAGCAUUUCGUACAAAACGAGAGACCAUCUAAAGAACAUCCCAAACUAAUAAUCCUUGAUAAUCAUGAGAGUCACUUAGGUAUUGCAGCACUAAAUUUUGCUAAGCAAAACGGUAUACUCCUUUUGACAUUGCCACCCCAUUGCAGCCACAAGCUGCAACCAUUGGAUUUAGCAGUAUUUGGGCCAUUUAAAAAAUAUUAUGGUGCAAGUUGUGACAGAUGGAUGACACUCCAGUCAAGAGAACAUAGAGGAAGAAGCAAGACUUCGAGAAGAAAAAGCACAAAAAAAAACCAAAGAACUAACAAGAAAAAAGAGGCAGUAAAAAGACGUAUUCUAGAAGACAGCUCUUCUGAUGAUGACAGUGUUAUCUAUGAAGAAAGCUCGGAUUCUUUAGAAGAAUUUGAUGCAUAUGACGAUAGUCCACAAGCUGUGACAAAAGGCGAUUUUGUAAUCGUGAAAGUGUAUGGGCAAAUAAAUAAAUUUCAGACAUUAUGUUGGUGA